Molecule: messenger RNA, 873 nt
Organism: Acanthosepion pharaonis
Lineage: Eukaryota; Metazoa; Mollusca; Cephalopoda; Sepiida; Sepiidae
Source: the annotation of a GenBank genome assembly
AUGUCUUUACUAACUGAGCCUCCACACCGGCCUCUAUCGGUUGUCAUCAUAGCAGAUGUAGCAGUAAUCGUCGUAAUGACGAAGUGUAGCGUGGUGGUAGCUGGAGUUAUAACAACUCGUCGAAGAAUUCUGCUUCAACUAUUAGCUACAUUCAACUUCAUUCAAAAGCCAACCAUCCACCUGCAUCAAAUCAGCCUCCUUCUGUCCUCUCUCCACUUACCCGUUCCUUUCAUUUUUUCUUUUCCGAAAGAACCCCCCCUUCCUCUCUCUCUCUCUCUCUCUCUCUCAUAUAAUUCUGUCAUCUUCUUACUGCCGGUUCAUUCUCUCUUGAUAUUUCUCUCUUCCUCUCUCUGUGCGUUCUUCUACUUAAUAAUCAUUUCUAUCUCCCUCUCUUUCAAUGUAUCCUUUUCAUUAUCUAAUGGGCAUCCAACCCCACCGCUCUCUCUCUCUCUCUCUCUCUCUCUAUUCUACACCACCUUUUUCGCUAAAUCACUCCAUUUUCUCUCUCUCUCUCUCUCUCUCUCUCUCCCUCCCUCCCUCUCUCCUUUUCUAUCUUUCUUGGGGCAACCACUUUUCUUUUUCUCUCUCUCUCAUUACUUCUCUCUGUUCCUUUCUAUCCUUCUUUGUUUUUUCUUCGCUUUUUUUUUUUUUUUUUUUUUUUUUUUUUUUUUUUUUUUUUUUUUUUUUUUUUUUUUUUUUUUUUUUCGUUUGCUUUUUUUUUUUUCGUUUUCUUUUUUUUCUUCGUUUUCUUUUUUUUCGUUUGCUUUUUUUUCUUCGUUUUCUUUUUCUUCGUUUGCUUUUUUCUUCGUUUGCUUUUUUUCUCUUUCUUCGUUUUCUUUUUUUUCUUUCUUCGUUUACUGCUUUCUUUUUUAA